AUGUCCGAGUCUAUGUGGACCGAAGACGAGAUUCGAUAUUUCCGAGCCUUGCUUGCGUGGGUAGCGAGCGAUGAGGAUGAUGACUGUGGCUAUGAUAAAUUGCCUCCCCUGGAGCGGCAUGCAGGGGAAUUCAUGUUCCUUGUUCUAGGAGACAAGGGUUGUGGGAAGACGUCGCUUCUAGAAAGGUUCUGCUCCGGUACAUUCGCCGAGGAGGAUCGACCAUCCGAACUUGACGAGCAAGAACGAGGCUAUCGCCAUAUCCUAAGAAUUGAGGACCAAACCUAUGUCAUUAACGCCUUAGAACUUCCAUCUCGGCAUCUGUCUAGCGAGGAUCAGCUCACACAAGCGGUGCAGAUUACGGAAGCUGUUGUCCUAGUAUACGAUGUCAAGUCGAGAGCGUCCUUCACUCUCAUCCAAGACGUUUACAACCCAUAUUCGCGAUAUGAUCGGGCAGACGCGCACGUAUGGCCUCAUGCUCGUAGGUACCAAUUCCGACUGCGAGGACGAACAGCGAGUGGUAUCCUGGGCCGAGGGCCGCAAGCUCGCAGCAAGCUUCGGGCUUGGAUGCGCAUUCCUCGAGACCUCGGCCAAAUCAGGUGA
Messenger RNA from Daldinia childiae, 600 nucleotides. RefSeq lists its product as uncharacterized. Lineage: Eukaryota; Fungi; Ascomycota; Sordariomycetes; Xylariales; Hypoxylaceae. The record is from RefSeq and is a predicted model, not a curated record. Gene Ontology annotation, molecular function: GTP binding; GTPase activity. The transcript has 2 exons. The coding region runs from base 1 to 600 and encodes 199 amino acids.